GUUGAGAACUGAACGACGAUGAUGAUGUCGAGUGGGAGAAUACUUUUGAUGGCGGCGGCGACGCUGCUGCUGCUUCAGAAUGCAAUGGCCGAGGAGCCCAUCUAUCGCUUGUGUGUGCCGCAGAUUUAUCUGGACGAUUGCCACAAGCUGCUGGCCGAUCCCUCGGAGGCGGGUAUACGCAUGGAGUGUGUGGCAGGACGCGAUCGUGUGGAUUGCCUCGAGAUGAUCGAGCAACGGAAGGCCGAUGUGCUGGCCAGUGAGCCGGAGGACAUGUACAUGGCAUAUCAUCGCAAGAACCAGGACUACCGCGUCAUUUCUGAGAUACGUACGCAGGAGGACAAGGAUGCUGAUUUUCGUUACGAGGGCAUCAUAUUGGUUAAGAAGACCUCCAAUAUACAUACGCUGCAGGAGCUGCGCGGCGCCAAGUCUUGUCACACGGGCUUUGGUCGCAAUGUGGGCUAUAAGAUACCCGUUACCAAGCUAAAGAACGCACAUGUGCUGAAGGUUACGGCCAAUCCAGAGAUUUCCGCCACCGAACGUGAGCUCAAGGCGCUCUCCGAGUUCUUCAGCCAGUCGUGUCUGGUCGGUACAUACUCCACCCUUGCCGAAACCGAUCGUCUGCUGAAGAAGAAAUAUUCGAAUCUGUGUGCGUUGUGCGAAAAUCCCGAGCAGUGCAACUAUCCUGAUAAAUAUUCUGGCUAUGACGGUGCCAUUCGAUGCCUGGACAAGGGCCAGGGCGAAGUGGCCUUCACUAAGGUGCAAUACAUCAAUAAGUACUUCGGCUUAAGAGGCAGCAAGGACGCACCUGAGGGUAACGCAGCGGACUUUGAAUAUUUGUGCGAGGAUGGUACACGCCGUCCCAUAACCAAUCCGGCCUGCUCCUGGGCUCAGCGUCCUUGGAGCGGUUAUAUAUCCAACGAGCAAGCAGUGCAUGGUGCCCAGGAGCUGAAGCAGCUGCAGACACGCCUGGAACGCUUCUUUACCAAUGGCCUGCACGCCCAGAAUAAGGAGGCCGCCGCCCAUUUGCUCAUCAACUCGAAUGCCGUUUACCACAGCAAGCCGGAGGCAAUCGAUCCCAAGGUUUAUCUGGAGCGUGCUGGCUACAAGGAUGUGAUUGAACGUGAUGGCAGUGCAAUUCGCAAGUUGCGCCAAUGCGUACAGACCGAUGUGGAGUUCGACAAGUGUGAGGGACUUAGGCGGGCCGCCUAUGCGAGAGACGUGCGUCCGGAACUGGAGUGCGUGCAGGCGACCGAUUGCAUUGAAGCCGUGAAGACUGACAAAGCGGAUCUGGCACUCGUGCCGGCUGUUGACUAUGAGGAUGCUCGUGAGCACAAGCUCCAGCCUGUGGUCUAUGAACAUUUGGCCGAUGACGAUGUCUACGUUGCAGUGGCGCCUCCUACGCUUACGCGGGAAGCUCUGCAAACGGUCCCCAUAAACUACGAUGCCAAAGAUGAGCGCGCGCGCAUAGCGUCCGCUUUCUUGAACAAGCGCCGGGGCAUAGACGUUUGCGGUCAAACUCCUAGUACUGAAGAGCAACUACUCGUUGUGCAUGCCCGCGAGCUUGAACAGCACAAGGACUGGCAGCUAGUGUGCGCCAAUUUCGAGCGCAAGCCCGUGACCGAGUUCCGUACCUGCAACAUUGAAGUCCAAUUGCCGAAGGCAGUGUUUGUGCGUGAUUCCAGCACACCUGUAGAGCAGGACACUGUCAAGCAUAUGUUCUCGCUUAUCUCGACCAAGUUUGGCGCCGCCGGCAAGCUUGUCGAUGUCUUUAAUCUGUUUGGACCCUAUCAGAACGGUCAGCUGAAUGUCCUAUUCGAUGACAAGGCCAUUGAUUUGCAGACUGAAAUAAAGGGUACUUACCGGAACGAGCACAUCUAUAACGAACUGACGUGCGAGGGCAACAAAAUUAUCAAGCACUAAGCCGAACAUUUUUGUCAAGGCUGUUUUGCAAUAAACUACUCCUUUUUUUUGUUUUGUCUAUCAUUAAACAUAUAAAUGAAAUUUUUUGUUAUACUGUGCCCCUCGUUGGGCUCCAGAUAUUAUUGAGGGCCAUGGACUUUUGCUAGGGCAACAAAAUUAUGACGCAGUAUAGCUGUUUUAAAAUAAACUACUCCUUUUUUUGUUUGUAUAUCUUA
Messenger RNA from Scaptodrosophila lebanonensis, 2135 nucleotides. Its product is annotated as transferrin. The transcript has 5 exons. Gene Ontology annotation, cellular component: plasma membrane; recycling endosome; extracellular region. The coding region runs from base 19 to 1920 and encodes 633 amino acids. Lineage: Eukaryota; Metazoa; Arthropoda; Insecta; Diptera; Drosophilidae. Gene Ontology annotation, biological process: iron ion transport. The record is from RefSeq and is a predicted model, not a curated record.